CCCACCUUGUUCACUAUCGAGGCUGGUGUGUUGUUUUCUGAUGCCAUGUCACGUCUUAUUGUGAAGAAUCUGCCCGCGUAUCUCACCCAAGAGCGGCUGCGGAAGCAUUUCGAGACGUCUGACGGACCUGGGGGCACACUCACUGAUGUAAAACUCGUGCUGAAGCCCGACGGGACGUCGCGCCGCUUCGGCUUCAUCGGCUACAAGUCUCCCCGGGAGGCGGAACGGGCGAAGAAGUGGUUUAACAGGUCGUUCGUCGACUCGUCGAGGAUCACCGUCGACGUUGUUGAUGGCGCGAAGGACGCUCCGGCACCACGUCCCAACAAGCGUCCGAGGUUAGGCCCGUCGCCCGCGGAAGUCGAGGGGUCUGCUGAAGCCUCAGCGAACACCAAGACGACGAAGACCUCUACCAAGGACAGGUCGAAGACGGGCAAGCACGCCGACCUUACCGAUGAAUUCAUGCAAGUAAUGCAGCCUCGCAACAAGGGUCCUUCGUGGAAAGACACAGACCCUAUACCUGCACCUUUGGCGUCGACAUUAAAGGAUUCUGGUAUCGACGCAAAGAAGAGCAAGAAGUUGAAGAAGGGUAAGGAGCUGCCAGAAGCGACCGAAGAGAAGGUGGGCUCUGCAGACGCCUCCUCAACCACGGGCUGUUCCUCCAUGUCGGACACGGACUGGCUGCGGCGGCACACAAAAUCGACGCUGGACUCUGUGGACGUGCCGGAGAAAGUCUUCGAGCAGUCAGACGACGAGCUUAUGAAGGAUGACGAGGAGGACUCAGACGAUGAUAACGACGAUGAGACCGAACCUCUAGACUCGACGAAAGCGACCAUUUUGCAAACUUCACGACUAUUUCUCCGUAACCUCCCCUUCACCUGCACUGAAGAUGAGAUACGGGAGCACUUCCAGGCGCACGGCGAUGUGACCCAGGCACAUCUGGUUCUCGACCCGAAGACACAGCAGUCGAAGGGUCUCGCUUAUGUGACGUUUGCCAAGCCUGAACAGGCCGUGGCGGCGUACGAGGCACUCGACAAGACAUCGUUCCAGGGUCGUCUGCUACACGUCUUGCCCGCGGUGGAUAGGAAGGGAAAGGUGGAGGAUGAUAAGGGUGAGGGCAAGAAGCGGACAGUAAAGCAGGAUCGUGACGCGAAGCGAAAGGCUACAGCAGGGAAGGAGUUCAAUUGGGCCAUGUUGUAUAUGAAUAGCGAUGCAGUGGUCUCCUCUAUAGCAGACCGUAUGAAGAUCUCCAAAGCAGACAUCCUCAACCCCGAGUCCUCCAACGCUGCCGUCAAGCUCGCCCUGGCCGAGACGCACGUCAUCCAGGAAACGAAGACCUUCCUCGAACAGCACGGCGUCGACCUCUCUGCCCUCGACCCCUCUCCCUCAGGGCGGCGGCCCGCGCGCUCGGACCGCAUCAUCCUCGUUAAGAACAUUCCUUACGGCACGUCCGCUGCGGACGUGCGCGCCCUCUUCGAGCCGCAUGGGGAGCUCCGCCGCGUGCUGGUGCCGCCAGCGGGCACGCUUGCCGUCGUCGAGUUCGUAAACCCCGACGAAGGCCGCAAGGCGUUCCGUGCCGUCGCGUACCGCCGCAUGGGUAACUCGGUCAUCUACCUCGAGAAGGGCCCCGAGGGCAUGUUCAUCACGGAUGAGCCUAUCGCCGACAACGAAUCGGCAGCCCCGGCAGUCCCCGUCUCUGCGACGGGCGCGGCUCCCAUCGCUGUUGCGGAUGAGACCUCGGCGGCUAAUGAGUCGGCGCUCAGCGCGGGGACGACGCUGUUCGUCAAGAAUCUGUCGUUCAGCACGACGCCCGAGAAGCUAACACAGGUCGUAAGGCACCUCCCGGAUUUCGCGUUUGCGCGCAUCCAGACAAAGCCCGACCCCGCUCGCCCUGGGGCGCGCCUCAGCAUGGGCUACGGCUUCGUCGGGUUCCGCACGCUAGACGGAGCGCGGCGUGGCCUGAAGAGCAUGGACGGGAUGGUGCUCGAUGGGCACAAGCUCGUAGUGAAGUGGGCGGGACGUGGCGUAGAGGGAGAGAGUACGGCAGACAAGGAGAAGGUCAAGGCGCGCACGACGAAGAUGAUCGUCAAGAACGUGCCGUUCGAGGUGACCAAGAAGGACAUCCGGGAGCUCUUCGGUGCUCAUGCGCAGCUCAAGUCUGUGCGAUUACCUCGCAAGUUCGACCAUCGUACGCGCGGAUUCGCGUUCCUCGAGUUCACCACGCGGCACGAGGCCGAGCAGGCGUAUGCGACGCUCAGACAUACGCACUUGCUUGGGCGACAUUUGGUCCUCGAAUGGGCAGAAGAGGGUGACGUCGACGUCGACAAGCUCCGAGAUAAGGCGGGCGCUGGCUAUGGUGGCGGUGCGGAGAUGCCCGGGGAAGACAAAAUGAACGCAUCGUCAGAUCCCAUACAGUCGUGGACACCCACUCUGGUAGCCGAGAAGCUUGAUCAGGCGUUCUUUCCUGCGGGCUGUCGGCUCGAGAUGGCUUGUCGCUCAUCAUCUACGAAUAUAUUCUCACCUUUCCUGCUGAACACCGCGUAAUAUGGAGACGAAGACUAACAAUACCAACGGUUUUGUUCCUCCUCAAUCGCUACUGCCUUAUGUUGUUCGGACUGUCCAUUGCUCUGUGGGCAUUCGUUGUGUGGGAGGACGACAGCAGGUGCCGCUUCCCGGAUGUGUCGCAACAACUGUUCGGAACUCUCCUAGGAGCAACACAGGCAGUCUUCAUGGCUCUUCGCAUACAUACUAUCAAUAAUCGCAAAUGGUCCUGGACGACCCUCAUUCUACUCUUAGGGCUUAGUCCAGUGCCACCCAAUGUUAUAGAAAUGUUCAUGUCUCGGCCUAUGGCUCUGCCUUGGCCGCUUACAGGCUGCGCUCAGACGAUAUAUUCUGGAGGCAACUUGAAUAAUCCAGUUUGGACCAGAGUGGCGAUUAGCGUACGGCUAUGCGGUUAUGUUGCAAACUUUAUCGUUGUUGCCAUUACUUGGUACAGAACAGCCGGAAUAGCAAUCGCUGCCAGGAAAGCCAGAUUGAGGACAUCUUUAGUCUCCCUGAUACUUCGUGAUGGAACCACAUAUUUUAUAACAACUCUAAUCGUGGACUCUGUCAUAAUGUAUUAUGUGCUAACGCGGCAAGUAUCCCUAGGACUUGUAGCAGUCAUAAUUUCGUCAAUCCUUAUGUCCCGCUUCAUUUUGAAUCUUCGGACUUUGGAUCAGUCGCCAGUCCUCACCACCAUCUCUGCUGGCACACAGAUUGCAUCUUCCCUCCGUUUCGCGCAGGAUCCCUUCGACAACUUAGGGGAACCGCUGGACGUCGAUGACGAGGAUCACAAGGGGUUAGAUGACGAACAGGGGGAGGAUGACGAAGAGAGCCUCAUGACAGAAGGAUGGGGCGAUAGUAGGAGUCUGAGCGAGUACCACGCCGUUAACAGGUCGGAUUCGCUCGAUUUCUCGCAUGACCCGAUCACCAAACGGUUGGAUCACGAGUAGCUGGCUUGAUCAUAGUAGCAUAUAUGUAACACAACAAGUUCAGCACAGACAGCACAGAUACAGCAAAGAUACAGCAAAAAUACAAGCAACCUCGGUUAUCACCCUC
This is a messenger RNA of Dichomitus squalens LYAD-421 SS1, 3594 nucleotides long. RefSeq names its product RNA-binding domain-containing protein. The coding region runs from base 46 to 2541 and encodes 831 amino acids. The record is from RefSeq and is a predicted model, not a curated record. NCBI's taxonomy places the organism in Eukaryota, Fungi, Basidiomycota, Agaricomycetes, Polyporales, Polyporaceae. Gene Ontology annotation, molecular function: RNA binding. The transcript has 17 exons.